AUGGAGGAGAGCCCUCUCGAUGUUGAUUGGUUCACAGACUAUCCUGAUGUGGUUGUAAAAGUGGGGAAAGUGACUUUUGGCGAGAAAUCCAGGAACAAGAUGACAGAUUGUAAUUUGAGAAGGAAACAAGUUGGUAACAUUUCCCGAGCAGCAUGUGCAUUGCUGAAUUCAGGAGGAGGCGUGAUAAAGGCAGAGGUUCAUAACGAGGGCUACAGUUAUGAAGAACAUGGGAUUGGACAGGAUAUAGAAAAAGCCCUUACAGAACUCACUCCAUCUAAAAUGUCUCGAAAAUAUUUUGAUUUUGAAUAUAUGCGGGGAAAAAACUGUGUGUUAAUUUUUGUGAAAUCAUGGAGCAGUGACGGUUCAUCUUCACCCCGUAUUUGCAGCGUAAGAACAGGCUUGUGCCAAAGAUGUCUGACUCGAACUGACAGCAUGAGUCCUACUGAAGCAACACAAUUUCUCAAAGAGAAGGAAGUUUCUGCCAGGAGAAAACGUGAUGAGGAGACAGGACCAAGAGCUAAGAAAGCUCUACUAAGUGACGUUCAGCUGGAACAAAACAUGUAUACGUCUGCUGAAAGACUUUAUCAAAGAGACUUUCUCUGCUGUGGGGAAAAACUAAAUUUCACGGAGUCAACGCAUAUUGAAUUUAAGAAUUUUGCAACAAAGAACAUUUUGAAAUACAUUAAAGAGAUCCUGCCAAAUUACAUCUCUGCCUUUGCAAACACACAAGGAGGGUUUUUAUUUAUUGGAGUGGAUGAUAAUGGGAAAGUUGUUGGAUGUACGAAGGACAAAGUAAAUAUCAAUGAAUUAAAAGAAGUAAUAGAAAAUGUUAAGGGGAAAUUACCCAUUUCACAUUUCUGCAGUUCUCUGCCUGGAGUGGACUUAAAAUGCAAAAUGCUGGACGUGUAUGAUAAAGAUCAAAACUUGUAUGGUUAUGUCUGUGCUGUGAGAAUCCAGCCGUUUUGUUGUGUUGUGUUUUCGGAGACUCCGGACUCAUGGACAGUGAAGGACAAUAAGAUUGUGAGGAUGACAGCCAACGAAUGGACAGGCUUGAUGAUGGCAACUGACCCAGAGAUUUCAAACUUGUGUGACGCUUUCAGGGCUGAGCUGAGUGUGUCAUGUGCACCCCCACUCACCAAAACCGUGUUUUCCAACAAAGGCCUUGCUUGUCUGCGUGAUCUGCAAGAAUCUCUAUUUCCAGCAAAUGAUAAUGGGAUAACAUACAAACCAGACAACCUCAGCAAAGAGCUGUUCUCAGAGUAUCCAGGGCUGGAGGAUUUAAUGAACGAGCAAAUGGAAGAGCUGCAAUAUUCUCAGGGACUCCUGAUAUUUGCAAGAAGCUGGGCUGUUGCUGUUGGAUUGCCAGAGAAUCAGUAUGUUGUCUGUGAUGCUCUCUUAAUAGCCAAAGGCAAAUACCCAAUGCUGUACACGGUCACGGAGGAUUGUUCCAUGGUUGGGUUUAAAUAUUCAAAAAGUAUUGCUCGUACGUUAAAGCUGAAACUGGUAAACGAUGGGGGAUACACUCAGAAAGUGUGUGUGAUUCCCCAUCUCCUACAGCUUGGAACCAACAGAGAGCAAAGUAAUGACUCACAUGUACAAGUCAAGUAUCCCGAUACAUAUGUCCUCUUGCACAAUGACAUGCCAGACUUACUUCACUCACUUGUGAUAAUCUUGUUGAGUUUUAGAUCCUUCUUAAGUGACAGGCUUGGCUGUGAAUUUUUCAACCUUCUCACCAUUAAACAGUAUGAGAUACUAACAAAGAAUCUUCACAAAUCCAAGAAGCUGUUUAUCUACGGCCUGCCAGGAACAGGGAAGACCGUUGUGGCCCUGAAUAUCAUAGAGAGGAUAAAGAACAUGUUCCACUGCAAAUCUGAUGAGAUUCUGUACAUUUGUGAGAACCAGCCUCUGAAAGCAAUUGUGGAAAGGAGAAACAUUUGCCAGUCUGUGACCCGAGUUGCUUUCUUAAAGGGGAAUUAUCAACCAGUGAAGCACGUAGUAAUUGAUGAGGCCCAGAAUUUCCGGUCAGAGGAUGGCGAUUGGUACAGAAAAGCUCAGUGCAUCACCCGAAGACAUGGUCAUGGAGUUCUCUGGAUCUUCUUGGACUAUUUACAAACAAGUCACCCAUUUCCGUGCGGUCUUCCACAUCCAUCAGAACAAGAGCCUCAGGAGUGGCUAACUAUAGGGGUCCGGAAUGCCACCCAGAUAUUCAAUACCAUGGUACAAGAGAUGCGAAAUAUUGUAGAUUAUCCACAAAUUGAUAUUCCUUUUGAGCAGUUAAGAAUGCUACUAAAGGAAGCUGUAUGUGGCCAUCCCCUGCCAGGUGUUUGUACGGUAAAGGAAAACUUGGAGAAGGAUGAAAUAGCGACAGAUGUGGUUGCUACCUGUCGCCAAUAUUUCCGAAGUGGUUAUUCUGGGAAAGACAUUGCUAUCCUGUGCAGCACAACGAAAGAGAAGGACAGGUAUCAUUGCAUAUUACAACCCCGAAUGAGAGCGAUGAUGAGACAUUUCGGACUGGAUGCAGUUUUCACAACGGCAGACAACGUGCUGGGACAGGGCAUUGUUCUCGACAGCAUACGCCGCUUUUCUGGCCUGGAAAGAAACAUUGUGUUUGGUAUCAACCCAGUCCCUGUCCCUACACAGGAGGAGAUUUCUGAAAAUCUUAAACUCUGUGUGGCAUCCAGAGCUAAUUUACAACUUCAUUUGCUGUAUGAAAGGUAA
This is a messenger RNA of Emys orbicularis (European pond turtle), 2718 nucleotides long. Its product is annotated as protein SLFN14-like. The transcript is spliced from 4 exons. The record is from RefSeq and is a predicted model, not a curated record. Lineage: Eukaryota; Metazoa; Chordata; Testudines; Emydidae. The coding region runs from base 1 to 2718 and encodes 905 amino acids.